AUGAUAGACCAGUCUCACAUGAUAGACCAGUCUCACAUGAUAGACCAGUCUCACAUGAUAGACCAGUCUCACAUGAUAGACCAGUCUCACAUGAUAGACCAGUCUCACAUGAUAGACCAGUCUCACAUGAUAGACCAGUCUCACAUGAUAGACCAGUCUCACAUGAUAGACCAGUCUCACAUGAUAGACCAGUCUCACAUGAUAGACCAGUCUCACAUGAUAGACCAGUCUCACAUGAUGGACCAGUCUCACAUGAUGGACCAGUCUCACAUGAUAGACCAGUCUCACAUGAUAGACCAGUCUCACAUGAUAGACCAGUCUCACAUGAUAGACCAGUCUCACAUGAUAGACCAGUCUCACAUGAUAGACCAGUCUCACAUGAUGGACCAGUCUCACAUGAUAGACCAGUCUCACAUGAUAGACCAGUCUCACAUGAUAGACCAGUCUCACAUGAUAGACCAGUCUCACAUGAUAGACCAGUCUCACAUGAUAGACCAGUCUCACAUGAUGGACCAGUCUCACAUGAUAGACCAGUCUCACAUGAUGGACCAGUCUCACAUGAUAGACCAGUCUCACAUGAUAGACCAGUCUCACAUGAUACAGUCAUUAUUUUCUCGUUGGAGAGAGAGAGAGAGAGAGAAACAAAUAAAAAUUAGAUAUGAAGUCAAGCCAGAGGAGGUCAAGCCAGUAAAGACCAAACCAGAGGAAAUCAAGCCAGAGGAGAUCACGCCAGAGGAAGUCAAGUCAGAGGAGUUUAAGCCAGAGGAGAUCAGGCCAGAGGAGGUCAAGCCAGUGGAAGUCAAGCCAGAGAAGUUUAAGCAAGAGGAGAUCAGGCCAGAGGAGGUCAAGCCAGAGGAAGUGAAGCCUGAGGAUAUGACGCCAGAGGAGGUCAAGCAAGAAGAAGUCAAGACAGAGGAGGAAAGCCAGAGGAGGGGAGGUCAAGCAAGAAGAAGUCAAGCCAGAGGUGGAAAGCCAGAAGAGGUCAAGCCAGUGAAAGUCAAGCCAGAAGAAAUCCAGCCAGAAGAGGUCAAGCCAGAGGAGUUCAAGCCAGAGGAAGUCAAGCCAGAGGAUGUCAAGCCAGAAGAAAUCAAGCCAGAGAAUGUGAAGCCAGAGAAUAGGAAGCCAGAAGAAAUCAAGCCAGAGGAAGUCAAGCCAGAGGAGGCCAAGCAAGAGGAGGUCAAGCCAGAGGAAGUCAAGCCAGAGGAAGUCAAGCCAGAGAAUGUGAAGCAAGAAGAAAUCAAGCCAGAGGAGGUCAAGCCAGAGGUCAAGUCAAAGAAGGUCAAGCCAGAGGAAGUGAAGCCAGAGGAGUUAAAGCCAGAGGAGGUCAAACCAGAUGAAGUCAUGCCAGAGAAGGUCAAGCCAGAGAAGGUCAAGCCAGAGGAAGUCAAGCCAGAGAAGGUCAAGCAAGAAGAGGUCAAGCCAGAGGAGGUCAAGCCAGAGGAGGAAAAGCCAGAUGAAGUCAUGCCAGAGAAGGUCAAGCCAGGGAUGGUCAAGCCAGAGAAGGUCAUAAAAGGUCAAGCUCUGAAAGUCAAGCCUGAGGAAGUCAAGCCAGAAGAGGUCAUGGCAGAGGAAGUCAAUACAGAGGAGGUCAAGCAAGAGGAAGUCAAGCCAGAGGGGGUCAAGCCAGAGAAAGUCAAGCCAGAGGAUGUCAAGCCAGAAGAAAUCAAGUCAGAGGAGGUCAAGCCAGAGGAGUUCAAGCCCGAGGAGGUCAAGCCAGAGGAAGUCAAGCCAGAGGAUGUCAAGCCAGAAGAAAUAAAGCCAGAGGAGGUCAAGCCAGAGGAGGUCAAGCCAGAGGAAGUCAAGCCAGAGGAAGUCAAUCCAGAGAAUAUGAAAAAAAGUGUAGCCAGUGAAGGUCAAGCCAGAGGAGGAAAGCCAGAGGAGUUCAAGCCAGAGGAAGUGAAGCCGGAAGAAAUCCAGUCAGAGGAGGUCAAACCAGAGAGUUUUAAGCAAGAGGAAGUCAAGCCAGAGGAUGUCAAGCCAGAGAAUGAGAAGCCAGAGAAUAGGAAGCCAGAAGAAAUCAAGCCAGAGGAGGUCAAGCCAGAGGAGGUCAAGCCAGAGAAGCCAGAACAAAUCAAGCCAGAAGAGGUCAAGCCAGAGGAGGUCAGGUCAAAGGAGGUCAAGCCAGAGGAAAUCAAGCCAGAGGAGUUCAAGCCAGAGGAGGUCAAUCCAGGUGAAGUCAUGCCAGAGAAGGUCAAGCCUGAGAAGGUCAAGCCAGAGGAAGUCAAGCCAGAGAAGGUCAAGCGAAAAGAGGUCAAGCCAGAGGAGGUCAAGGCAGAGGAGGUAAAGCCAGAUGAAGUCAUGCCAGAGAAGGUCAAGCCAGAGAUGGUCAAGCCAGAGAAGUUCAUGCGAGACGAGAUCAAGCCAGAGGAGGUCAAGCCAGAAUUGAUCAAGCCAGAUGAGGUCAAGCCUGAGGAGGUCAAGCCAGAAGUGAUCAAGCCAGAUGAGGUCAAGCCUGAGGAGGUCAAUCCUGAGGAAGUCAAGCCAAAGGAGGUAAAAAUUGAGGAAGUCAAACCAGAGGAAGUCCAUCCAGAGGAGGUCAAGUCAGAGGAAGUCAAGCCAGAGGAGGUCAAGCCAGAGGAAGUCAAUCCAGAGGUGGUCAAGCCUAUGAAAGUCAAGCCUGAGGAAGUCAAGCCAGAAGAGGUCAAGGCAGAGGAAGUCAGUCCAGAGGAGGUCAAGUUAGAGGAGCUCAAGCAAGAGGAAGUCAAGCCAGAAGUGGUCAAGCCAGAGAAAGUCAAGCCAGAGGAUGUCAAGCCAGAAGAAAUCAAGUCAGAGGAGGUCAAGAUAGAGGAGUUCAAGCCAGAGGAGGUCAAGCCAGAGGAAGUCAAGCCAGAGGAUGUCAAGCCAGAAGAAAUGAAGCCAGAGGAGGUCAAACCAGAGGAGGCCAAGCAUAAGGUGGUCAAGCCAAAGGAAAUAAAGCCAGAGGAAGUCAAUCCAGAGAAUAUGAAGCCAGAAGAAAUCAAGGGGGAGGAGGUAAAGCCAGAGGCGGACAAGCCAGAGGCGGUCAAGACAGAGGAGGUCAAGCCAGACGAGGUCAAGCCAGAUGAAGUCAUGCCAGAGAAGGUCAAGCCAGAGAAGGUCAAGCCAGAGGAAGUCAAGCCAGAGAAGGUCAAGCGAAAAGAGGUCAAGCCAAAAGAGGUCAAGCCUGAGGAGGUCAAGCCAGAGGAGGUUAAGCAAUAUGAAGUCAUAACAGAGAAGGUCAAGCCAGUGAAAGUCAAGCCAGCGAAGGUCUUGCGAGAAGAGGUCAAACCAGAAGAGGUCAAGCCAGAGGAAGUCAAUCCAGAGGAGGUCAAGUCAGAGGAAGUCAAUCCAGAGGAGGUCAAGCCUGAGGAAGUCAAGCCAGAGGAGGUCAAGAUUGAGGAAGUCAAGCCAGAAGAGGUCAAGCCAGAGGAAGUAAAUCCAGUGGAAGUCAAUCCAGAGGAAGUAAAGCCAGAGGCGGUCAAGCCAGAGUAA
This is a messenger RNA of Procambarus clarkii (red swamp crayfish), 3450 nucleotides long. NCBI's taxonomy places the organism in Eukaryota, Metazoa, Arthropoda, Malacostraca, Decapoda, Cambaridae. The record is from RefSeq and is a predicted model, not a curated record.